Amphimedon queenslandica is the source of this 1301-nucleotide messenger RNA. RefSeq names its product protein TFG-like. The transcript has 3 exons. Gene Ontology annotation, molecular function: identical protein binding. Gene Ontology annotation, biological process: COPII vesicle coat assembly; endoplasmic reticulum to Golgi vesicle-mediated transport. NCBI's taxonomy places the organism in Eukaryota, Metazoa, Porifera, Demospongiae, Haplosclerida, Niphatidae. The record is from RefSeq and is a predicted model, not a curated record. The coding region runs from base 14 to 1138 and encodes 374 amino acids. Gene Ontology annotation, cellular component: endoplasmic reticulum exit site.
UUCUGCAAUAACAAUGUCUCAUCAGUCAUCAAAAGGGGAUAUUCUAAAGGUCCGUCUUGGGAAUGAUCUUCGUCGUUUAGUCCUCUACAACACGCACAUAUCCUAUGAUGACCUGGUACUAAUGCUCCAGCGUGUGUAUGGUGGUAAACUAAAGAGCACGGACGAAGUAACUUUGAAAUACUAUGAUGAUGAUGAUGAUCUCAUUACAAUUGCUGAUGCCGAUGAUUUUGCUCACGCAAGAGAAUACUCUUCAACCGGGAUCGUCAAAGUUGUGAUUUAUGUUAAUGGUUGUGAUACCGGCUAUGGGCAGCUCAUGAAUCCAAAAGACAUAAGGAGAGAGCUAGCAGACGUUCGUAACAAAGUCAAUUCUCUUGUCGAUAGUUUUGAUGCAAUGCAUAUGAAUUCGAAUCAAGCUCAUGGGCCACUGGAUAGCCUCUCAGCCAGCACUGCCACUACUGUUGCCCCAACACAAGCUAUGGAAGGAGUUCCCUUCAUAACGGCUGUUACUGAAGGCAUAUCAGCCUUUGAUCCACUGAAAUCAAGCAGAGAUCACUCCACCAUCACAACAACUGUCACCACACAGUUACCCGUGACAUCAACUAUAUCUCAAGUGAAUGCUACCAGCACUGCCAGUGGAAGUACGUCUCAUCUCUUCUCGGGACAAAAUGGUGGAUCCUUCCUUGACAGCACCGGUACUACUCAGCCACCUCCUCCUCAGCUACAAGUCCCUCAAAGCCAGCCGCAGCCACAGCCUCAGGUUCAAAUACCUCAGGCGGCUACUCAAAUACCUCAGGCUACUCCCGGUCAGUUUGCUCAGCAGCCCACUGCUCCUCCACCUGCAAGCACCCCACAGCCUACGUCUUAUUCACCCUAUCCAUCACAGUCCAGCCAGCAGACUGGUUAUCCUGGAUCCAGUGCUCCAGGGCAGUAUCCUUACCCGGGUCAGUCCCAGUAUCCCACCUCUACAGGAAACCAGUAUCCUCCUCAGCAGCCACAAACCAACACUAGUUAUACUCCAUAUGGAUCAGGGGCUCCCUACCAGCAGCCGCCUACUGGAUCAUAUGCACAACCACCUCAAGGAGGUCGGGGGUAUCCUGCUGGCCCGUCGCGUAACUCGCCAUAUAGAGUUGGUUACUGAUCGUGAUCAACCUCUACCUAAUGAUCCCUUGCUGGUAAUGACAGGAUGGUUUAACUAUAAAAUGACUAACGAUUUAUUAAUCAUUAAUCUUGUGUGCUGCAUUGAUAAAAUUUAUUGUCAUUGGUGAUAAAAUUUUGAGUAUAAAAUUUAGUGUUCGACAAAA